AUGGAGCAUUUACCUGCAGUAAUAACCAAACUGGCACCUGAUUCAGAAAUAGCAAAGAAAAUUAAAUGUAGUCGGACUAAAUGCUCUUGUGUUAUUAAGAAUGUUAUUAGCAAGAGGCAUGAGGAGGAAAUCUGUGAAAUUUUAACUAAGAUUAAAUUUUCAUUAAUUAUUGAAGAAUCCACAGACCGUUCAUGCACAAAACAUUUGUGUCUUGUUUUUAGAUACCGUCAUAAUAAUACAAUCCAAGACAGUUUCCUUGCAUUACUGCCAAUCAAAGAAGCCAGAGCUGAAGAUCUGUAUAAAGAAAUUACCAACUUUUUUAGCCUGAAGAAAAUACUGUAUCAACGAAAUCUAAUUGGAUUCGCAUCUGAUGGGGCAAACGUUAUGGUUGGAAAACACAAUUCAGUAGUAACUAGGUUAAAGUUGCCUCUGAAGCUGAUCGAACUUUAA
Acanthoscelides obtectus is the source of this 450-nucleotide messenger RNA. Lineage: Eukaryota; Metazoa; Arthropoda; Insecta; Coleoptera; Chrysomelidae. The record is from the annotation of a GenBank genome assembly.